Messenger RNA from Mesocricetus auratus (golden hamster), 2865 nucleotides. RefSeq names its product GSK3B interacting protein (gene Gskip). Gene Ontology annotation, biological process: regulation of canonical Wnt signaling pathway. NCBI's taxonomy places the organism in Eukaryota, Metazoa, Chordata, Mammalia, Rodentia, Cricetidae. The record is from RefSeq and is a predicted model, not a curated record. The transcript is spliced from 4 exons. Gene Ontology annotation, molecular function: kinase regulator activity; protein kinase A binding. Bases 866 to 1285 code for a protein of 139 amino acids. Gene Ontology annotation, cellular component: cytoplasm.
CCGACGCCUCCAAGUCCAGUUCCGGACGCCUCGGUACGAGGAAGAGGAGGAAAAUGGGUGCUCGCAGAGCGCUUCUGGUAGUAUGUCACACCGACGACCGGGAAACUUGGCUUUCGGGGAGCUUAUGGGCAGUACCGUUGUCUCUGUUAAAAUCCGGCGCCUCGCGACCCCGGGAGGUGAAGGGGGGCGCCUCAGCGGAGACUUCGUGCGCGCCGGGAGAUCUGCGCAGCCGUAUUUUUUACCUUUUAAGAGACUGAUCCUGCAGAGGCACCGCUGGCUCCUUACUAAGGCAGCCCCUUAAAGGCCGGGAAGUCAGCUGUCCUGGGUUACAUUCCAAACUCUUGACACUGAGACACCUUGAGCGUGCGCUGCCCGCCCUGAGCCUUGGUUGCCGCCUCAGUCAGGUGUGAACAGAUUAAUGCCAUAAACUCGAGAAUUGAGGAAAAUGAAACGAUGCGAGCUGGGAAGGAACCUAAGCGGAGUCCUGGACGGAGGAGAUUGAAUUAAGGAAUUCUGGUUCAUGAAUGCUGUAUCCUCAGAAUUGGUUCUUUUGGUUUGGUAGUUUUUUUGUUUUGUUUUGUUUUUUUGAGAUGCUGAAAUUUUGGAUUUGCAUACCCACACUCUACUCAGACUCUCUUUACAUCGGUUGUAAGAAAAGGCCUCUCAUGUUUAAAAGGUGGUAUUUUAGUUAAAGACUUAGAGAAACCGAGGAGUUCUUUUCCAGACAAGAUCACCACCUGCAAGGCUCAUCGCAGGAGUCGUGCUUGGUAAAUUCCAGGAACUUGAGAGAGGAGAGGAAGGAAUAUGGGCUGAUGAUAGAUGUAAGGAGUGUAAACCAUUGCAAGGACUCGAUUUGUGCUCCUGAAUGGAGACAGACUAUAACCCCGUGGAGCUGAGCAGUAUGUCUGGGUUUGAAGAAGGCUCUGAGCUCAAUGGAUUUGAAGGAACGGAUAUGAAGGACAUGCGGCUAGAGGCUGAAGCAGUUGUAAACGAUGUUCUCUUCGCUGUCAACAGCAUGUUUGUCUCCAAAAGCCUGCGCUGUGCAGAUGAUGUGGCUUACAUCAACGUGGAGACAAAGGAGAGGAACAGAUACUGCCUGGAGCUCACAGAAGCAGGGCUCAGGGUGGUGGGCUAUGCUUUUGACCAGGUGGAGGAUCAUUUACAGACCCCUUACCACGAGACAGUCUACUCCUUGUUGGAUACACUCAGCCCCGCCUACCGGGAAGCAUUUGGAAAUGCACUGCUUCAGAGACUGGAAGCUUUGAAAAGAGAUGGGCAGUCAUGACUCAUUCUCCUUAUAGUGGGGCUACUGCUGGUAUAGAAUGGUAACAUAAGACUUGACAUCCCUGCAUAUAGUCAUCGUAGAAAGUGCAUCGUCAGCUUUAUGUGUCUAUCAUUCCUUCACUUGUAGGCUUUUGACUCACAACAUAAUUGACUCACAAAUUGUCUCAGUUCCAGAUUCAUUUAAGGGAAUUUCAAGGCCAUCACUCUAACACUAUCAUUACAUUCUGAUUUCCUCACACAGCCUCUCUACAUUUCAAUACCUAAUCAGCAUUUCAUUCUCUUAUUACAGGGCUUCAAUGCUGCCAGCACUCUCUUUUUCAUAGAAAAUCCUAGAUUUGCACAGUGAUAUAGAAAUUAGAAUCACCUAACUUCAGACCUGGAUUCAGCCUGCUAAAUCAGGGGUUUACUACUAGCUUGGACUGGCUUAGUAGUGGUUAUUUUGUUACUGGCCUUAUUGGAAACAAACUGACAACUAGUUUCCCCUGCACAAAUUUGUAAUUUCCUGUUCUACUUAAUCUACUUACAUUACCAAAUGGACUGAUGAAAAGGAAUUGCUUCUAUGUUACUUAACUAGGAUGAAAUGAAAGGCAGGGACAGAAAUAGUUCUCUAUUCCUAUUCCUCGUUUGCAACAGCCAGCCAACCUAGAGAGGACAGACCGUUAGCAAAUGAAUGUAACAAUGACUCAUUUCCAAGAUAUCAAAGCACAUGCGCAAAUAGAGGAAUGGGCCCCACUGCGUCCUCAGUGUGUAUCAUUUCAAAGGAAGAAGAUCCUGGUUUCCUAGGAAACGAUAUUUUGGCCUGUGUUGAUUCUUAUUCUGAAAGUUUGUUUACAAUGUACAGUAUAUAUCUCCAUAUAUAUAUUCAGAAAGUAUUUUUGCUUUUGGUAUUCCCGCAGCACCCUUCUCCCCCUGCAGUCGGACAGUGCUCUGUCUCAUUGCCACAUGUACAGUGUCAUAUGAGUGCAUUGUAUGGUUUCAAACCAAAGGACAAAUGAAGCAUUCAGAAACUUGAUAUUGAAAAAGAGAUGCUCUGCAUUUUAUAUUUUAUUACAGUCCCUGGUGUUUAUAAACCUAAUAAAACACUCUAUGCUGCUGCAUGUUUUCCAGUACGUGAUGAGCAGAAAGACCCUGGGUGUUGUUUGUAAUUGUCACCCAAAGCAGCUGCUUCAGAAAUGAGUAGCAGCCAUCUGCAUCUGGGUGCACCUUUCAUACAUUUGUCAUGGCAGAUGAUUUGUCAUUGGUUUUCAACUGGGCAUUUUCAGCUUCUGAAGAUCAUGUGAGGGAAGGUGAUGGGCAGAGCGCUUGGCUAUCAAAGGUAAGCACUGGGCUCCAUCCUGAGGAGUAAAACAGUUUUGAAAACUCAGAAUGACCGCGUGGCCCAGGACAAUUAGGCUCCCUCUGCGUCACUGACACCAGCAGAGAUCACCGGGCGCUUGAACCUGGCUUUACGAGGCGCUCAUGCUAGCGUGAUGUUCGGGAACCGAGCCCAACUUCAAGCUGGAUUUUUUCAUGCUUAAUCUCAGGCUAAUGUAAGAAAAUAAUGUUUGUAGAGUUUGAAUAAAAUUGUUUACCUGCUUUUGA